Molecule: messenger RNA, 2644 nt
Organism: Dromiciops gliroides (monito del monte)
Lineage: Eukaryota; Metazoa; Chordata; Mammalia; Microbiotheria; Microbiotheriidae
Gene: GPR34
Product: G protein-coupled receptor 34
Exons: 3
Coding region: 265-1380 (371 amino acids)
Biological process (GO): G protein-coupled receptor signaling pathway
Cellular component (GO): membrane
Molecular function (GO): G protein-coupled purinergic nucleotide receptor activity
Source: RefSeq, a predicted model, not a curated record
CCGGAUGGAGGAACACAAAAGGCUAAGUAGCUGAUAAAGCAAGUUCAAACCACUUUAGCUAAGGAAGCAUUUGGUUUAACUCCUGUUAAUACUGGAGGGUUGCUAGAAAUGACUAAACUAUGAGGAAACUGAGGCAAACAGAGUGAAGUGACUUGCCUGGGGCCACAAAGCUAGCAUAAUAUGAAAGCAUGAAAACGUCAUUCAAGAAAAAUACCAGCUCACUUUUUCUUCCCAUAUCCACACAGAAGAGAAGUCACAGUUUCAAUGACUUCAACUUCCACUUACUCCCUGCCUUGCUCUUCCCAUGACAACAUCUUCAUGAAUAACCAAAGUAGCCAAUACCAAAAUGACUCAUUAGAGAUAUCAAAUACCACUUGCCCUAUGAAUGAACAACUAUUGUCUGUUGUUUUAACAAUUUUCUACUCUGUUAUUUUUAUUGUGGGACUUGUUGGAAACAUUAUAGCUCUUUAUGUAUUUUUGGGAAUCCAUCGUAAAAGAAAUUCUAUUCAGAUUUACCUGCUUAAUGUAGCCAUUGCAGAUCUCCUACUCAUCUUUUGCCUCCCCUUCAGAAUACUGUAUCAUGUUAACAAAAACAUCUGGACAUUGGGUGUAAUUCUCUGCAAGACAGUGGGAACACUAUUCUACAUGAAUAUGUAUAUUAGCAUUAUUCUUUUGGGUUUGAUCAGUUUGGAUCGUUAUAUAAAAAUUAAUCGGUCUAUCCACCAACAUAAAGCAUUAACAACUAAGCAAAGCAUUUAUAUCUGUUGUAUAGUGUGGGCAGUAGCAAUAACUGCAUUUUUAACUAUGAUCAUUUCAACACUUAAGAAAGAAGGACAUAAUUCUACAAUGUGCUUCCAUUACAGAGACAAGCAUAAUGCAAAGGGGGAAGCAAUUUUUAACUAUAUCAUAGUGAUUGUGUUUUGGUUAAUUUUUCUUCUACUAAUCCUUUCAUAUAUUAAGAUUGCUAAUUAUCUUUUGAGGAUUUCCAAAAGAAGAGUCAAUUUCCCUAAUUCUGGAAAAUAUCAUACCACAGCACGGAAUUCUUUUAUUGUGCUUAUUAUUUUCACUAUAUGUUUUGUUCCUUAUCAUGCUUUUAGAUUCAUUUAUAUUACAUCACAGCUAAACACAACACCUUGUUACUGGAAGGAGAUUUUCCACAAAAUUAAUGAGAUUAUGCUUGCUCUCUCAUCUUUUAAUAGCUGCUUAGAUCCAGUUAUGUAUUUUCUGAUGUCCAGCAACAUCCGCAAAAUCAUAUACCAACUUUUUUCAAGAAGAUUUCAAGGGGAAUCAAGCAGAAGUGAAAGUACUUCAGAAUUUAGAGCAGGCCAUUCUCUGCAUGAUACUUCUGUCAGUGUUAAAACUCAUUUAAGAGUACUCUGAGAUGAACAUGUUACAAAGAAUUAUGAAUCGUUGCCUUGUACCAAAACUAUUUACUAACCAAUGAUAAGUCCUACAAGUAGAACUACCACAUUCAGUGCUGAUGUUUCUAGCAUUAACCUUUUAAAAACCUCCAAAACUCAGUAUUUCCUGAAAUUUUCUUUCUGUAAAUAUAGCAUGCUAUAUUUCAUUUGCUUGAUUUAUCAAAUAAUAUGUUGAAGAGGAAGAAAAGGUCAUUGCUGUAAGAUUUUAAGUCUGAUAUUCCUGUCUAAGAUCUUUUUAAAUGUGUUCAUCUAAAGUACUAUUAUAUUUGUAAGAAAUGAACUGCAAAAGUAUUUAUUGGAAUUUAUGGCCUUAGUAACAUAACAAGUUAAAGAAAAUUUUAGUUUCCCAAACUAGUAAACUAGUGUUGGUAUAUGUUUCAGACUAUUUAAAUAGUGUGUAAAAUGAAUAGAGGGUAUAAAUGUCUUAGAUUACUUUAGGUUGACAGAAAUUUGUUAUUAUUCAAAAACUGUCAUGGAUUUGUCAAUUUCAUACAUUCAUGCCUUUUUUCAAAAAAAAGGAAAAGUUGAGACUUUCCAGGAAAGUCUCCAGUUUCUAUACCAUUAUGGUGGAUGACAUAAUGCUAAGCAAACUAGCUUUUUAAAAAACACACACAAACCAAUGAUACCAUUUAUUCCUCAACUACACGGUGAAAUAAAACUAUGUAAGGAAGAAAUAAAUUCCAAAGCUCUUUAUGUUAUCUAACAACAUGCAAACACAUCACAAAAGCAAUCCUUGUGAUAUAACUGAGAAAAGAAGAAACUGAGACAACAUUUAAAAAGCAAAUGAAUCCGGACACAAAAUAAUCAGGUGUCUAAAUCAAAUAAACUUGUUCAUGAUUCUCUGGGAGAGAGAUUAUAGGAAUGAAUGAUAUCACUACUAUACCUCAAUGAUAAGGAAAGAAGAGGAAUCCAAUAUGUUCAAUGGUUGGGAAACAGCUGAACAAACUAUUGUACAUAAACGUAAUGGACUAUCACUAUGCCAUUAAGAUGUAACAAAUAUGAAGAAAAUAAAAUGUAAGAUUUAUAUGAAGUGAUGAAGAAAGAAUUACAGAAUCUCAAUGAUAUACAUAUUGACUAUGACUAAACAAAAACUGAGACAGAAUUUAAAAAGAUACAGAGAAGAAAAGGGCUAUCAGAAAGGGAAGUGGGAGCAAAAAGUAUGUUUCUAUAACCAUUCUGUUAAAGUUUACAAGCACUUAAAAAUAAAUUACAAAUAAUUUGGA